UUAUCAUUGUCAGCAUUAUCGUCUGAAUCAUCGUCAGCAUCAUUGUCAUUAUCAUCAUCGUCGUCAUCACCAUCAUCAUCAUCAUUAUUAUCGUCGUCAUCAUCAUCGUCAGCAUGAUUGGAUGCAACACCAUCAUUCUCAUAAUCGUCAUUAUCAUUGUCAGCAUUAUCGUUUGCAUUAUCAUCAGCGUCAUCGUCAAGAUCAUCCUCACUAUCAUCAUCGGCAUUAUCGUCAGCAUCAUGGCCAUUACCAUCAUCAUCGUCAUCAUCAUCAUCAUCAUCAUCAUCAUCAUCAUCCAAU
This is a messenger RNA of Porites lobata, 300 nucleotides long. The record is from the annotation of a GenBank genome assembly. Lineage: Eukaryota; Metazoa; Cnidaria; Anthozoa; Scleractinia; Poritidae.